AUCCCGGCUACACGGCAUCAUGAGUGUGCCCCUCGUCUGCGACUACGGCUCCGGCUUCUGCAAGGUGGGCUUCUCAGGAACAGAAGCACCCGUGGCCGUGUUCCCGACCAUCCUUGGGAAGCUUCGGCAUGACAAUCCGCUGGUAGGAAUGGAAGAGGAAGACUGGUUCAUUGGGGAGGAGGUUCAGAGAAGACGAGAGAAGCUCAGCCUGCAGUAUCCCAUCGCUCGGGCCACCAUUACCAACUGGGACGACAUGGAGAAGAUCUGGCAUCACUCCUUCUACCAGCUGCUCCGCACGGCCCCAGAGCAGCACCCUCUGAUGCUUACAGAACCACCUUUAAACACGAUGUCCAACAAAGAGAAAGUGUCACAGAUCCUGUUUGAGACUUUCAACGUGCCUGCCCUGUACUUAGCCAACCAAGGAGUCCUUUCUCUCUACGCCUCGGGCCUAAUUUCCGGAACGACCAUCGAAUCUGGAGAAGGAGUGACAUACUUUGUGCCCAUCACUGAUGGCUGUGCUCUGCACCAGUCGACGAUGAAGAUGGACAUGGCAGGCCAAGAUAUAACCUUGUACCUCCUGCAGCGACUGUCAGAAAGGGGGCACUCAUUUAUGGGCACAGGGGACCGGGAGUAUAUCCGGGACAUGAAAGAGAAAUGUUGCUAUGUGGCUUUGGACUUUGACAAGGAAAAAAUGGAAGCCCAGUCGCCUCCCCCCGCACAGAAGUACCUGCUGCCUGAUGGCCGGGAGAUCGACCUUGGGCCAGAGAGGUUCUUCUGCCCUGAAGUGCUUUUCCAGGCAGACCUCAUGGGGCGCAACAGCCUGGGCAUCCACAUGACCGCCUUCCGCUGCAUCAGCUCCUGCAGCCCCGCCCUCUGGAAGAGCCUCUUCGGCUACGUGGUGCUGUCUGGAGGUACUGGCUCCUGCUCAGGCCUGAGGUCCCGGAUGCAGAGAGAGCUCUCGGCGCUGGUGUCCCCGACCAUCAGCAUGAAGGAAUGUGUGCACAGUGCGAGGCUUUCGGAGCAUAUGGCCGAACUGCCCUCGGAAGCCUCCAGCCCCGACCUGUCACUGCAGUCUCCCUGCGUCACUAUUCCUCUGCAGGAGGCCAAGGUGAGUGCCUGCGAGAGAGUUCAGGGUGGGAAAGACAAGGAAUACAUUCUGUCGGAGGUGGUGACAGAAAACAACAGCACAGACAGAGCACCCACUUAA
Messenger RNA from Rhinolophus ferrumequinum (greater horseshoe bat), 1207 nucleotides. Its product is annotated as actin. Lineage: Eukaryota; Metazoa; Chordata; Mammalia; Chiroptera; Rhinolophidae. The record is from RefSeq and is a predicted model, not a curated record. The transcript is spliced from 10 exons. Bases 20 to 1207 code for a protein of 395 amino acids.